UUUAAUUACCUAGUUUUGUAAUUGAUCAAGAUGCUGCUGUCAAAGUGUAAUUUGUCAUCGAUACAAAAGAUUGCUUUGUACGAAACCAAAAAUAGCUUUUAUUUAAUUGGAUCAAACGUCACGUUAACGUCGUUCAGAGUACUGCGAAUUGUACGAUCCGAGCCCAAGGAAUUGAAUAUCAUCAACGAUGAAAAGGAGUACACGCAACAGGAGGUACGAGAGAUGGUCAAAGCCAUCGACUCCGAAGGCAACGAUACGUCGAGAAAGCACGGAGUAUCAAAUAUCACGAAAAUCGUAUCCGCCUUUGGAAUAAUUGGCUUCGUACGAUUUCUGGAAGGCUACUACAUCGUCGUGGUGACGAAGCGACGUCGGGUCGCCGUAAUCGGCCAUCACACCAUCUACAAAGUCGAGGACAGCUCGAUGAUCUACAUACCGAACGAGAGCGUCAGGAUAUUUCAUCCGGACGAGCAGAGAUACGUGAAGAUGUUCCAGAGCAUCGAUCUGAGCAGCAACUUUUACUUCAGCUACUCGUACGACUUGACGUCGACUCUGCAGAUAAACGUGAAUCGCAGCGAGGGCUUCGAGAAGAAGCCACACAGACGCUUCAUUUGGAACUCUCAUUUGCUGAAGAAAUUCCAGGACACGAUUCAUCCGAGCUGGCUGCUGUUCUUCAUUCACGGCUUCGUGGGCCAGUCCAACAUCAGCAUCUACGGCCGAUCGACUUACAUCACUUUGAUAGCGCGCAGGAGCAGCAAAUACGCCGGCACUCGAUUUCUCAAGCGUGGAACGAAUUUCAAUGGAGACGUGGCCAACGAGGUCGAGACCGAGCAGAUCGUGCACGACUGCAGCUCGAGCACCCUCAGUCGCGAGUGUCUCAGUAGCUUCGUCCAGCUACGUGGCUCCGUGCCCUGCCACUGGAGCCAGGACAUCAGCAAGAUCGUGCCCAAGCCGACGAUCGCCGUCGAUCUCUCGGACCCGUACGUGGAGACCGCAGCCGCGCACUUUCGCGACCUCCUCGAGCGCUACGGCGCGCCCAUCUUCAUACUGAAUCUCGUGAAGAAGCGCGAGAAGAAGAAGCACGAGAGCCUCCUGAGCGAGGAGCUGCAGUCGUCCGUGGCCUAUCUGAAUCAGUUCUUGUCCUCCAACGACGCCAUACACUACAUCAAUUUUGACAUGGCUAGAAAGAACAAGAGGUAUAUAAAUAUGAGUACAAAGAGAGGAACAAAAAUUGAUAAGUUUAAAUAUUUCAGCAAAAAAUCGAACGUCAUCAGUCGCUUGGCCGACAUAGCCAACUACGCGAUCGCCAAAACGGGAAUGUUCAGAUCGUGGACGCCCAACGACGAUCGAUCCAGCGAAAAAGCCACGACCAAGUCCCUGCAAACCGGCAUCAUCCGCACAAAUUGCGUCGACUGUCUGGACCGAACCAAUACGGCGCAGUUCUCCCUGGGAAAGUGCGCCCUCGGCCAUCAGCUGCAUCAUCUGGGCCUUCUAGAAGCGCCUCAGCUCGAAUUCGACACGGAUUGCGUUCGCAUGCUGGAGGAGCUCUACGAGGAUCACGGUGACACUCUCGCCCUGCAGUAUGGCGGCUCCCAGCUCGUUCACCGAGUCAAGACCUACAGGAAAACGGCGCCCUGGACUAGCCAGGGAAACGACAUAAUGCAGACGCUGAGCAGAUACUACAGCAACACCUUCAGCGAUCAAGAGAAGCAACAGGCGAUUAAUUUGUUCUUGGGUUUAUUCGUUCCGGAAGAAGGAAGAAGUCCGAUUUGGGAAGUGCCGACCGAUUACUACAUUCAUCACAUUGAGACGCGUAUUUUUAAACAUAAUAAAAAAGUUAUAUCCCACUGGUGGGGCGACGGCGAUAACUAUAAGAAUCCCAAUGAUUGUACGGAUCAAACGGAAGAUGAUGUAAAAUCACAGUUCGACGUUUACGAUGACUUUUAUAGACCAUCGGAAUUAUCAUUACUCUCGGAAGUAUAUGGAUAUCAAGUCAGUCAUUCCGUCAGAGAUUUCAUGCCUCAUUUCACGACGGAUUUCAGUCCUUUUAGUAUACGUAUCAGGCCGGGACGAAGAAAAGAGGAGGCCGGUUACAAAAAUCAAACUAAAAAUCCGUCGCUCAGUGGCCACUGCAGUACUCAAUCCAGUGCUAGCUCCAGCGGCACCAGUAGCGACGACGAAGACAGCAUAAGUCGUAGAAGUUUAACUCCAGUUGUUAAGAGAGAUGAGAGCAAAAAGAUAAUUUCCAAGCAAUUUUUUCAAAAGACUGAAAAUGUGUAUGGGUUAGAGUAUAAAUAUCCAAUCAAAAACCUUGCCACUUACAAAAGGGUUGCCUCGAUCGCAGAAAAAAGCCAACCGGUAAAACUACAUAAAAAGAGCUUUAAACCAACUUACGAAGUAGAAAAAGGCAAAAUCGUGCUAUCGCCAACAAGUCCAAAAUCCUUUACAUUGUACAGUAAAUUCUUGAAUUUUGGAACUGAACUUCGAAAAUUCAAUACAAAUUGUUGAUUUUAAGAAAUAUUCUAUUAAUAAACGUAGUUUUCUUAAUUUAAUAUAUUUUAAACCUGUACUUACAGUUGG
This is a messenger RNA of Trichogramma pretiosum, 2577 nucleotides long. RefSeq names its product polyphosphoinositide phosphatase (gene FIG4). Gene Ontology annotation, molecular function: phosphatidylinositol-3,5-bisphosphate 5-phosphatase activity. NCBI's taxonomy places the organism in Eukaryota, Metazoa, Arthropoda, Insecta, Hymenoptera, Trichogrammatidae. The transcript is spliced from 8 exons. The record is from RefSeq and is a predicted model, not a curated record. Bases 31 to 2505 code for a protein of 824 amino acids. Gene Ontology annotation, cellular component: intracellular membrane-bounded organelle. Gene Ontology annotation, biological process: phosphatidylinositol dephosphorylation.